Molecule: messenger RNA, 4617 nt
Organism: Condylostylus longicornis
Lineage: Eukaryota; Metazoa; Arthropoda; Insecta; Diptera; Dolichopodidae
Gene: Girdin
Product: protein Daple
Exons: 13
Coding region: 153-4340 (1395 amino acids)
Biological process (GO): cytoplasmic microtubule organization; cytoskeleton-dependent intracellular transport
Cellular component (GO): centrosome; cytoplasm
Molecular function (GO): dynein light intermediate chain binding; microtubule binding
Source: RefSeq, a predicted model, not a curated record
UAGAAUUUACAUAGUGAAACUUUUUUAAUUUGUGUUAUUAAAUUUUUAACGAUAUUUUCCAAUUUAAUGACCGUACUGUAAUACGAAAAAAUAUUAUUUUCUGUUUAUAUUCAGUGAAAAAAAUUAAUAUUUGUUAGUUUUUGGACAAUGAUAUGGUGAAAGUAUUUAAAAACAAUUUGUUAUUAGAAGAAAUGGAUGAAAUAGAAGAUUUUUUAAAUGGUGCAUUAGUAUCUUGGCUUGAGUCAUGUCUCCCAAGACCAGAAAUUUUAUCUGGAUAUCAAUCAUUACUUGAUGGGUCAAUAGUACACAGUGUAUGGCUGCAAAUAGAUCCAGAGCCAACUUAUCAUCCAUUAAAUCUAACAAAUUUGGAGGGUUUAGCAUUAGCGACAGCAAGAGCAAAAAAUUUUGAUGUUGUCAUUAGGAAUUUAAAAUCUCUAUAUGAAGAGGAAUUAGGUCAAACAAUAUUAAAUUUGCCUGAUUGCUACAUACUAGGUUUUAAUCCAGAAACACGUUCAGGACUUGAACAGAUGAAACUUUUGCUAAUAUUAUUACUAGGAGCAGCAGUUCAGUGCCCGAAUAAAGAAAUUUUUAUAGCUCGAAUAAAAGAAUUAGAUGUUAAUACACAGCAUGGUAUAGUGGAAUUGAUUAAACAAGUAACUGAUAAUCAUAGCUUAGUUUUGACACAAGAAUCUGUAGAAGUUUUGACACCCAGCGCUAUGUACAAUCACAUAAUUCGUUUGACAAAAGAACGUGAUAAUAUACACUCAAAAUGGAUUUGCUCCUUAAUUACCGAACCUGAAGUAAAUUUAAUAGGAUCGGAAAGUGUUCAAAGUACUCCGUUGUCACCUGUGAGUGGCAUUGGAACAACUUCAACAGCAUCGACAGAAAGUAACCAUAUGGCAGUUGAACUAGCAGAUUUAAAAUCAAAAUUAAGAAAAUUGAGACAAGAAUUGGAAGAAAAAUCUGAAGCUUAUUUGGAAGUAAAGGAAGAAUUAGAGCAUAAAAAUGUUCAAUAUGAAAAGCUACGAUCGGAGAGUCAAGAAUGGUACACAGAAGCAAAACGGGCUGCGGCAUAUAGAGAUGAAGUCGAUGUUUUAAGGGAAAGAGCUGAAAGAGCAGAUCAUUUAGAAAUAGAAGUUCAAAAAUUCAGAGAAAAACUUACUGAUGCAGAAUUUUACAGAAGCCGUGUUGAAGAAUUACGUGAAGAUAACAGAAUGUUGAUGGAAACGAAGGAAAUGUUAGAGGAUCAAUUACAAAGAUCAAGAAAACGCAGUGAACAUGUGAUGUCCCUGGAAUCCGAAAUAAUAAAAUAUAAACAAAAAUUGAACGACAUGGCUUUAGAACGCGAUGUAGAUCGAACCAAAUUGCAAGAAGUUCUAGAAGAAAAUACUCAAUUGCAGCUAGUGGCUAAAAAUUUAAAUUCUACUCACGAAAUAGAUCAUACCAUAUCUGAAAAUGAAGAUGAUUGUAAUUCGGGAGAUAACAGUUUGUCUGAGCAACUGACGACUAGUGCACAGACAAGAGCCUUAAAGCUCGAAUUGGAAAAUCGUCGUUUACUAGCCGCUUUAGAUCAACUAAAAGAAUCUUCUUUCCACGAAUCAACUAAUAAAAUAUUAGAACUCGAAAAGGAGAAAAAAAGAUUAUCUUUAAAAUUAGAUCAGCUUACAGAAAACUCUAACAGGUUAACGCAACAAAACAAGGAGCUUGAAGACGUUUUUAAAAAUGCCUUAGAAGAAAAUAAAAAACUUCAAGACGCUAUCGAUUUGCGACAGAAGGUAAAUGAGCGACAAAGUCAGGAACGUGAAAUAGAAAGAGCUAAGUUAGUUGAUUUGGAAAAACUUGUGGAAAGUUUAAGUAAAGAAAAACAACGAAUACAAAAUUUAAACGAAAGCAUACAACGAAGAGCAGAUGAUUUAGAUCGUAUUCUUGACAUGAAAAUUAAGGAAGUUGAACAAUUAAAUGAAAAAUCGUUGGAAUUGGAUAGAACGAAAAAUCAAAUAUAUGAAUUGGAGAUAAAAUUUAAUACAAUGGAACGCGAAAACACAAGUUUAACAAAAGAAGUUACAAAAUUAAAAGAAAAUUUGGAAAUGAAGUCGGUUCAAUUAGACAAAACUUCAUUAGAGUUAGAGACCCAGUCAAAAGAAGUAAUGAAAUUAAGAAAAGAUAUUGAAAAAUUGGAAAUAAAUGAAGUGAAAGUUUUGGAGCUAGAAAAGCAAAAUCAGGAACUAACAAAACAGAGGGAAAUUGAUCUUCAAACUAUUGAUACUUUGAGGAAUGAUUUAGUAAAUGGCACGCUAGCAACAAACAAAGUUAAACAAAACUUAGAAAAACUAGGUAUUGAUAACUCUGAUAUUGAAAAUGGGGACUUAAAUGUUGUUGAAAGCGUUGUUGAAAAACUAGUGAAAAACCCAGAAACAUUCAAAACUGUUCGGGAAAUUAUGCUAAAUGUAACACGAAAUGAAAACAACAAAUCAGAUAUGUGCGUUUUAUGUCAUCGAAAAGAAAUUUUCACAGUGGAGAAAAAUAUUGAAAUAUCAGCUAGUCACGAUGAAGAAAACCAAGAAAUAAGUGAAAUUAGUAGCAUUGAAAAUUUCAACACUAAAAAUGAGCACUUCAAAACAAAUAUUGCCGCCAAAUGGAAGGAACAGUGCGAGCAAUUAUGUACAACGAAUCAAUCAUUGCAAAAUUCAAAUGAACUCUUACAAGCUGAAAAUGCACGCCUAAAUGUUGAUGUAGCCACAUUAGGAUCACAAAUUACAUCACUGAACACACAACACGUGGCGCUACAAUUAGCUAAUUCACAAUUAGCUGCUGAUAAAGAUGUUCUUUUGAAACAAGUUGAUUCAGUUAAAAUGGAGCACAAAAAUUUACUACAUGAUCAAAUAACUCUUCAAUGUUUACAUGAUCAAUUAAGUUCAGAGUAUGAAUCUCUUAAUAAAGAUAAAGAAGCUCUUAAAACUGUGAUACGAGAUUUACGUAAUGAAAAUCGGGAAUCAAAAGAACGUGCUUCCAAUUUAGAGAAAAUGGUUGAGGAGCUUCAGGUGCAAAUGUCUACCAUGAAAUCAAGCAUUGAUGAUUCUGCAAUAUUAAGAGCUGAACAUUCUAAAUUGACUGAUGAUUUUCGAAACUUAUUCGCUACAAGCGAUCGUUUUAAAAAUGAAUACAAAAAUCUUCAAAAGCAAUAUAAAAUGAUUAGAGCCGAAAAUGCAAGAUUAAUACUGCAAAAUACUGAACUUUCCGGUGAAUUAAAUUUGCGUAUAGAUCAAGUAAAAUCAUUGGAAAUCGAAUAUACUAAAGUGUCUCAACGUUGUGAGAUGCUACUACACCAAAACUCCAAUUUAGACAUUGAUCGGCGCACUUUGAUGGAUAAUGUUUCGCAACUGCUAUCACAAUAUCAUGAACUUUUAACUCACUCGCUUGAAGAUAAACAGCAUUAUCACGACGAAGAAAAAAAUUUCACAGAUAAAGUUAAUAGUUUAAAUAGGCAAAAAGAAAAAUUGGAAGAGAAAAUAAUGGAAACUUAUAAAAAAUCAGAAAGUUGUGCUCCCAAAAAAAAACCAUUUGGUAGUAGUUUUGUAAAACGAGUUAAAAAAGCAAGUUCCGAUUUAAUGAAUAAAGUUCCCAGUAGGAAUCGACGGUCUUGGAUAGAUGACUCACGUUUAACUCAAUCACAAUUUGCACUAGGUUCUGAAUCAGGCGGUAAUGAAUCAGAUAACAGCACAGAAGAACAAAAUUCUAUUGCUUCCGACACACAUUUAAUACAAAGGAACGCUCCGAUGAGACAAAGUUUGCAACGUAUAACAAAUGAAACAGUGGAAACUGCAAUUUUGAGAGGUGGAAUAAGAAGUAGUUUGCAGUCACACAAAAGAAGUGAUUUAAGUAACACUCGUAGAAAUAGCGUGCACGGCAGAUUGGAAGCCCCUGAUGUUACCGGCAGCAGUUUAACAUUAGGUACGGCUGGAAGCCGCCGCACUGUCUAUUUAAUUGAUGAAAAUCAAAAGUUACCAGAUUCUCAAACACCUACACCAGAAGCUCAAACUCCAACUAACCCAACAACUAUUUCCUCAACUGGAACAUCAACAGUAUCUUCAACUGGACCUAGUUCUGGACAUUUGAAUGGGAAUAAUAGUAGUCUAAAAAAUGAUGCUCAACCUUCUACUUUCGUUAUGUACAAUCGUAUUAAUACUAUGAUCGGUGGUUCUACAAAUGAAACUCCAUCAGAUGCUGUAGCAUCAGGUUUCAAAGGAAAUGGAACACAAUCAGGAGAUGAAAAAAGUUUAACAAAAAAACGAAAUGACGAUAAAGCAAGCAGUAUUUGGUAUGAGUACGGUUGUGUUUAAUUUUCACCAAUAAUCGAACUUUUAUGGAAUUUUUAAAAUUUUACUAAAAGAGGAACCUUUUGUAUUGGUAAAAAAAAAAAUCUUAUGGCACAAACAUUAUUUUAAAAACUGGAAAUUAAACCAAAAUUAUUAAAAUUAUAUUUUGAAAAUUAUAAAUAAAAAUUUCACAAUUAUUUAAUAAAGAAAAGGGAAUAUUGUAAAAAAUUCAAGAAAUCCAUAUUCAAAAAAUGCCUAUGCUUUUUAUAAAUGAUUGCACAAUAUUUUUUUAAUUUAUUUU